Molecule: messenger RNA, 1788 nt
Organism: Polyodon spathula (Mississippi paddlefish)
Lineage: Eukaryota; Metazoa; Chordata; Actinopteri; Acipenseriformes; Polyodontidae
Product: short coiled-coil protein A
Exons: 4
Coding region: 179-421 (80 amino acids)
Cellular component (GO): trans-Golgi network
Source: RefSeq, a predicted model, not a curated record
CUAACUGUGUGUGUUUGACCAUCCAAGGAGACCCGCAGUGUUCGCCUUCGGGAAAAUUGCAUCUCAGUAUAUAUAUAUAUAUAUCGGUCCAAACGGGAGUUUUAACCCUUCUUUACUUCUAAAGGUGGACAGUGGAGCUGCAGCCCUGCAUUCGAAACAGGAAAGCGAAUAUUUCACCAUGAACUCAGACGUGGAUGGUGAUGCUGAAAACCAGGUGGAGCAGGAGGAAAAGACGCGGCUUAUUAAUCAGGUCCUGGAGCUCCAGCAUACCCUGGAAGAUCUGUCCGCGCGUGUGGAUGCGGUGAAGGAAGAAAACCUGAAGCUCAAAUCUGAAAACCAGGUCCUCGGACAGUACAUUGAAAACCUCAUGUCUGCAUCCAGUGUCUUCCAGACAACUGACACAAAAAGCAAACGGAAGUAAGGGAGUGAUCCCUUCCUACCUUUAACAUAAUUUACAUUGUUUAUAUUCUUUUCCUGUCAUUAAAAUGCACAUUAAGCUUUAUUCAGAAGCCUUUUUUUAAAGAUUGUUUCAGUUUAUUAUUAUUAUUGUUUUAACCCCUAAGUUUAACACGCACCCUUUACUGUACAGGUAAGGAAAUCCCAAAGAUACACAAGUAGCCCUUUUGCUCAUUGUGAACAUGUUUCUCCCCCAACAUGUGUGCACAUUUUUUAGGACAACUUUUUAUCUUCCAUCUGGAAACAGCACAGGUUUUACACAGGGAUAGUUUUGGGGAGGUUGAUGGGAUUUCCAAAAUGAAUAAUGUGACUGUUUGGACAGGGAUUUUAAAAAAUCAGGCUUUGAGUUUGCUGUUCAUCAUGAGCUCUUUAAAUUGUUAUAUUAAAUUGUGUGUGAAAAGACGAAGAUGUGAAGUAAUGAACAUGCUACAAGUGCCACCUAUUUUUUAACAUUUUGAAUGAAUUUUGGCUUUUUUGGAAGAAUGCUUUAGUAAUGCAUUCCAGAUACAUUAUCAGUAUUAACAAGUAUUAAAAACUGAGUUCUGUUUUUAAGGCCAGUCAUUUCCCAGUUUAGCUGAAUUUGGUUUGUGAAGUGGUAUUUGUGAAAUGAGUGUAUAUGGGGGAAAUCUCACUUUUAGCACAGAGCACCCUGGGAUGUGUAGUUCUAGAGCAGCUUUUAACAUCAAAGGCUCUUGGUGCAAUUACUACACCUCCCAUAAUGCAAAGUGUCAAAAGUAACAUUUUGGGUCAUUCCCACUAUUUUUUUUAUUUUUUUAUUUAAUCAUUGGGACCUUCUUUAAAACAUUCAGAGUUUUAAAAGGAGACUCCAUGUAUCGCUUAUCUGUCAUUACAAGCUAGGUGGUCUGUCAGCAACUUUAGUGUUCUGAUAAAGUUCAGUUCUACUUAAGAAACAAACAAAACAAACAAAAAAAAAAAAAAAACAUGCAAUGUGUCUUUUUUAUGAUAAAGAAAAUGACAAAUACUGAAAUGGAAAAAUCACUGGUUUUAUUAUUUUUUAUUUAAAACAGUACAAAGUCUGGGCUGCUAUUAAAAUUUGAGCUAUACAGUCACUUUCACUACAGUAGAUUUUUAAACAGUAGAUUUUAAAAUCAUGUCUUUUUACUGUUUCAGAACACUAAUAGUGAAAUAUUUCCACAGCUUUAAAAGGUUAAUUUGUUGAAUUAGUUUUUUUAAUUUAAUAAAUGUGCUAUGAACAUGUAACCUGUGCUCACACAUUCAGAGAGAUUGUUGCCUUGUGUGUAGAUUGUAUACAUUGUAUUACUGUGUUGCCUUUUGGAGUUUUGUUUAAUAAAUUAAUUUUGUUUUGCUUUU